Molecule: messenger RNA, 1320 nt
Organism: Effrenium voratum
Lineage: Eukaryota; Dinophyceae; Suessiales; Symbiodiniaceae
Source: the annotation of a GenBank genome assembly
AUGGAGCUCCUUCCCGCGACGCGCCUCGCGCCCUCCGCGCCGAAGCCCUGCGCUCCGGGCACGGGGCGCGCCCCGCACCCUGCGCCCGGAGCGGGCGGACGGUGCAUGGGCGGCGGGAAGGCUGCCAUUGCCGCGCUCCUCGCCUCGCGGUUUCGGCGCCGCGAGCUUCGCAGCACACGGAGGGCCGCGCAGCCGGCUGCGGCGCCCUUUGAAAUCUGCGAAGUGCCGGGGAAGGGCCUCGGGGCGGUCGCCUCCCGCGACGUGAAGGUCGGGGAGCUGGUGGCGGAGGAGCGGCCGCCCAUCACUUAUGUGGAGAAGUCCGGAUGGGUGGAGGACAUGGAGAAACAGUUCGCGGCGCUGCCUGCUGAUACCCAAAACGCGCUCAUGGCGCUGCAUGACACGGAGGAGGAGAAAUCCUUGAAGGGCAUCUUCAACACCAACAGCAUCGGCUGCUACAGCAGCGCCUUGGACGGCGUGCUGUGCGUGGUGAUCAGCCGCUUCAACCACAGCUGCUUGCCGAACUGCGAGCAAAGCUGGGACGACGACCUGUUCCGGCAGCGGCUGUUUGCCUGCAAGGAUAUCAAGAAGGGCGAGGAGCUGUGCUUCUCCUACGUCGAGCCCUUUCUUUCCUUCGCGGAGCGCUCGGAGAUCUUGGAAAAGCGCUACGUCUUCCGCUGCGACUGCCCGGCGUGCACGCGCUCAGGGGAAGCGCUGCGGCAGAGCGACGCGCGGAGGCGGCGGCUGGGGCAGCUGGUGAGUCAGCUCAGCCAAGGUGCGAGCGCAGAUGCGGAAGGAGGAGUGGCGUUGGCGGAGGCCAUUUGGCUCUUCGGGCACGUGCACUGUGUGAUGGCCAUCGGAGUUCAAAUCCACUGUGACCAGGAUGGCCUUAGUUACUUCGCGCCCAUGCGGGUGGUGCAGCCAGACGUGCUGCUGGCACUACAAGGGAGGCACACCCCGGCUGGGAGGAUCUUCGUGGCCUUCCAAGCCGACGGCCCGGGCGCCUUCGAGGCGCUCCACGUGGCCCGCGCCCGCGCCGUGCGCCUCGCGGCGCCGAGCGGCGCUGCGGCGCCGAGCGCCGCGGCGGACGGCGACGACGCGGCGGACGGCGCGGCGGGCGGCGACGUGCGGCGGGAGAUGGCGAGAGCCCUUGCGGCCAGCGACGCGACGGCGCUGGGGCGUGUGCUCUACCACUGCCUCGAAGCUCACGGCGAAAGCGAUGAGUCCGCGAAGGCGGUCUUGUUAGACCUGGCCGGCCGCUACACCGGCCAGCGCGCGCUCCCUCCGCGGAGCUCCCUGGUGAAGUGCCGGGAGGAGAGCUGA